Miscanthus lutarioriparius is the source of this 2478-nucleotide messenger RNA. The record is from the annotation of a GenBank genome assembly. Lineage: Eukaryota; Viridiplantae; Streptophyta; Magnoliopsida; Poales; Poaceae.
AUGAAGUCGACUCUCGUAUCGUAUUCGCACGCCAUCGUCAUCCAAGGGCCAAGGCGAAACACCACCGCUCCAGCCAUCCCUGCCACUGCCUCCCGCGCCGCCGAAGGCCGAGCCCUCCUCGCCUCGCCGCCUCCCUUGACCACGCCCGCCGCCUCCCUCCAGCAGGACCACACACGCCGGACUCGACUUUGUCGUCGUCGCUCUCUUCCCCUCCUCUCGUCUCCUGUAAUGGCGUCGAGGGGAGGCCCCUCCGGCUUUGUCGAUUAUUUUCAUAACGGCACAAAGCGCCAUGACAGCAAUAAAGAGAACACAAGUCAGCAAGGCUCGAAUGCUAUCAGGGUGCAAAAAGAAAGGAAAACAGAAUGGGCAAGACCUGGAAGAGUUUUCAAUAGAAAUAUUACUAGAGGAGGUUACUCUCGAAGUUCAUUGCCUGGAGUCACACAGGAAUUUCGUGUCGUCAAAGAUAACAGAAUUAAACUGAAAGAAGUUAGUGAGACUUUGCCAGAAGCAUCUCAGAAUGGCGAUUCUAGCAAUGAAUGUGCUGUUUCAAAUGUUAGAGAUAAAAGCUCAACUGAAAAGCUAGCUGCCCAACACCGCUUGGUUACUUGCAAUGCUAAUGGGCAUGGAGCAACUCAUGCUGACAAUGGUAUCAAAAGUGCUACUCAAGCCCAUGAUAAGGAAGUCAAGCCUUCUAUUGUCCUAAAGUUGGAACAGUCUGAAGGGGGACAAGCAUCAUUGGUUGGUUCUCGUGCAGUUUCUGGAAAGGGCAACCAGAACACGGUGGACACUGCAGCAUCAGGGAAAAAUAAUUUUGGUGGUGAACUUUGCUGUUCUUCAUCAGAUCCAAUCCAUGUACCCUCUCCUGGUUCUAAAUUAGCUGGAACUUUUGGAGCCAUAAAGCGUGAAGUUGGAGUAGUUGGUGCUAGGCAAAGGCCAUCUAAUAGUGCAGCAACAAACACAUCUGCUUCUAAUGGCUUAGUCAAAGUGGUAUCAGCACCAAAGGUUAGCCCACAUCUGGAGUGGAAGCCCAAAUCAGUAAGCCCCAGCUCUAUCAGUCAUGGAGUUACUGCUGCACCUCCUGCUGCUCCAUCACCUGUUGAUGAUGGAAGUACAACAGAAGUGUCUGCUUUGUCUAAGAAGCUUUCACAUGCUAAUGUAUCACAUGAACAUGUUAUUAUACCGGAGCACAUCAGGAUACCAGAUUCCGAAAGAACUCAUUUCAUCUUUGGUUCUUUUGAAUCUGAAAUUGAUCCAAAGGCUUCUUUAGCAGCCUCUUAUGAUAUUGUGGCUAAAGAAGACUUGAAUGAUCACUCUCCUUCAAGCCUGGCAGCAUUGGAUUCCACAUCAACCGAUGGGACUCCUAAUGGUAGGAUGGAUAAUGUUGUUUCCUGCAGUCCACUUCCACAGUCAGAGUCUGCUGUUUCAGUUUCUGAACAUCAGCAGUCAUUGACGGAGUGUGUGGAGGUUCGGAGUCCUGGUGUUGUCGGUGAGUAUGGAACAAAUGAGAUGAUUUCAAGCAAGGUCACACAUUCUCAACCUCGACUCCAGCAUCAGGAAGCUACACAGAAUUUUAAGGCAUACGAGCCAGAUUCUGGUUAUGGGAUGUCAUUUAUUACUGAAGUUGUGGAUGGUGAAGCAACCCAAAGUAUGGCUUAUUCAUCUGAGGCCAUGGUUUUACAUUCUGUAAAUGCCUAUCAGUUACCUGCAUCUACAACAACUCAACAACCAGUGCCCCAGAUGUUUUCUCAACAAUUCCAAGUACCUCAGUAUCCAAACUUUUUGCCAUAUCGGCAUGUUUUCUCACCACAGUUUGGGUCUCCAAUGGUUGUCCCAAACUAUUCAAGCAACCCUGCAUUUCCUCAGUUGCCACAUGCCAGCAGCUAUCUGGUGAUGCCAAAUGGAGCCUCGCAACUAGCUGCCAAUGGCAUGAAAUAUGGAUCAAACCAUCAGUAUAAGCAAGUGUUUCAAGGAGCCCCUGCUGGAUAUGGCUAUGCAAAUCAUAAUGGUUACCCUGUCAGUAACGGUGUAAUUGGCGGCACAGGUGCUAUUGAGGAUACCAAUAUGAGUAAAUACAAGGACACCAGCCUCUAUGCACCCAAUCCACAGGUUGAAACAGCAGAUGUAUGGGUUCAAAGUCAUAGAGAGAGUCCCAAUAUGCCAUCUGCACCGUUCUACAAUAUGGUGGGACAACCAGUGUCCCCCCAUGCAGCAUACUUACCACCACACAGUGGCCACACCGCCUUCAAUCCCGCCCCUUCCCAUCCUGCUCACUUGCAGUACCCGGGCUUUGCGCAUGCACUGCACCCAACAUCAAUGACUAUGGUGCAGAACCCGCAGGCCAUGGUACAUCAGCUGGGUGCACCGCCAUUGGCAGGAAAUCUAGGCCUGGACAUGGCUGCCAUGGUUCCUGGUAGUCAAGUAGGAGCAUUUCAACAGAACCAGCUUGGCCAUCUUGGCUUGACCACCCAAUCCUUUUGA